CGGUAGCUGACCAUCGCCCAGGAGACGUGCGAAACUAAUAAUGUCAGUUAAGCUUGUACCACAAUGCACGGCAGAUGCGUUGGCCGUGUCCUGUGCGCGGUACUGUUCGUGAUCUGGGCCGGGACUUCCGCACAGCAAACCACUACCGGUGGCACUGGCGUUCAGAGCUGCACGACAAUCAACGGGUACGCUGGCCAGUGCCUUCCCCAGUCGGAAUGCGAUGAAGAAGCACGGAUAGAUCUUCGCACUUCCGAUACCUGUUCCAAGGGUUACCACUGUUGCGCGACGAACACCCUUCCUGGGGGACCAGCGAAACCUCCUGCCACCCGGAUACUGGAGUGUGAUGGAGGACGGGGAUACUGUGUUCUCAAGAGCGAGUGUCAGGUUCGCGUUUUCCGGUUGCGUACCAACGCUUGCGCAACGUAUAAAGAGGUGUGCUGCCCGAAGGAGUCCACCACUGUUGAGCAGGUCGGAGGAAUGACGAACGGCAUAUUGCCAGCAGCAACGCCAACACCGUCCGUCACCACAUGGAAACCGUCGGAAGAGAUCGCUUCGACUCCAGACCCCGAACUUCCAACCACGGUAAUGGGCGAUCUGGAUGAGAUCAUCGAUCAGCACGGCAACGGAACGGAAAGUGAAGAACACGCUACCGAACCAUUACUAACGUCCGGUGGAACCAUGCCACCAUCGUCGUCGCCACCGGAAUCCCCAUCAACAAUGGCCGCAUCACCUUCGCCCGAUGCUGGAAGCAACAGUACGCUGGUGCUUAAACCGACCGUAUCCAGCGCGCUGUUCAGCUACACAGAGUGUGGGCAACGGACCGCCAAUGGUAUCGCUGAGCGAUCGUUGAACGUCCUGGACCGCACCGAGUACGGAGAGAUUCCGUGGAUGGCGGCCCUUUUUGCAAUGCCUCAAAAGCGCUACUGCUGCAACGGUGCCCUCAUCAGCGAGCGGGCCGUGCUGACGACUGCGUACUGCCUUGUCCUUUGCGAUCGUGCCAAGGAUCAAUUGCGAGUUCGACUUGGCGAGUGGGAUCUGAACGCAAGUGUCGAGCCUCUGGCUCCGGUGGACUACGGAGUGCAGCGGGUUCACAAACACGCCGGCUUUCAGUUUACCUCGAUGAUCAACAACAUAGCCGUACUGGAGUUAACCGACCACGUCACCUACGGUCCUACCGUUCAACCCGUGUGCUUGCCAUUGCCGGAAUAUUCGGUGCGUAGUACGGAAAACAUCCUGGUCACCGGAUGGGGUGCUACGGUGCAACCGGUGGAGGCCCAAUCCACGGGAUCGAACAUCCUCAAGACGGUCCUAUUGCAUUCCAUCGAUCGGACCAUCUGUCAGAAGGAUCUACGAAAGCGCCAUCAGCCUGGUAACUUCCGACUCGACGAAAGUUUCGUUUGCGCCAGUACGCAGCUGGACGAGCGGCCCUGUAGCGGUGAUGCAGGAGCACCGGCUGUGAUCGAAGUGCCCCGUUCCGACGAUCGCUACUACAUUCACGGUUUGGUUUCGUGGGGCCACGGAUGCUACCAGAACGUUACCGUACACACUGUCCUCACGGGCGUCGCUCACUUCCGGAAGUGGAUUGCUAAAACGCUGAAAAAAAUUAAUUAACCACCGCGAGGAUGAGAAUAAAACCACAGAGUUCCUGUUCAAGCGCGUGGCUUUAUUAAUCUCCGAACUCCUCCGUCCGUUGAUAGGUGUAGCUCCACGGGCUGAGAUGCUCGCUUCGUAUCACCUCAUCGAUCCACGCUCGAUUGUACGCCACAUUGGUCAUCACGGCCGGUGCGUUCGGGUGGUUGCAGUCGAAGCCCCACGAGAUGAGCCCCACCAGAUAGUACCGCUCGCUGCCCCGUUCGAUCUCCGCCAUGUACGGCGAUCCGUUGUCCCCGUUGCACGGUAACAUCUCCGGCGGUGUACCCUCGGCACACCGAAAGCUUGGGUGCAGCGUGAACUUUGGCCCCACCAGCUUGCGCAGCUUCCGCUGGCAGGACUCGUGGUCUAAG
Anopheles bellator is the source of this 2003-nucleotide messenger RNA. RefSeq names its product phenoloxidase-activating factor 2-like. The record is from RefSeq and is a predicted model, not a curated record. Lineage: Eukaryota; Metazoa; Arthropoda; Insecta; Diptera; Culicidae. The transcript is spliced from 2 exons. Bases 64 to 1611 code for a protein of 515 amino acids. Gene Ontology annotation, biological process: proteolysis. Gene Ontology annotation, molecular function: serine-type endopeptidase activity.